AUGUCAGCCAACUUGGAUCCUAUGGUUUAUCCGCUAUUUUUUCCAAGAGAUGAUGCUGGUUGGCAUAAUCAAUUGGUGCAUAACCCUGAGCGUGCCACACUGAAUGCGAAUGAUAGACCUGAUUUGGUUACUCGAGUAUUUAAACUCAAGUUAAAUAACCUCCUCAAUGAUAUAUUCAAACAUGGUGUGUUAGGCAAAGUUGUAACGCAUGUUCAGGUUAUUGAGUUUCAAAAGCGUGGUUUGCCGCAUGCCCACAUUUUACUUCAUUUAGCAAAUGAUGAUAAACUUGAAACAUCACAGGAUAUCGAUAAUUUGAUUUGUGCAGAAAUUCCAGAUCCGAUAGUUAAUUGUAAACUUUAUGAUAUUAUCAAAACUUGCAUGAUUCACGGCCCAUGUGGGAUACUGAAUCCAAAUUCUCCCUGCAUGAAAGAUGGUGUGUGCAGCAAAAAAUAUCCUAAAGAUUUUAAUGCCAACACAGUAGCUGUUCACAAUGGUUAUCCGCGCUAUAGGCGUCGUGAUAAUGGGUUGGUUAUCAAUAUUAAAGGCAACAAUGUAGAUAACCGUUGGGUGGUACCUUAUAAUCCUUGGUUAUCAAAGAAAUAUCAAGCCCACAUUAAUGUUGAAGCUUGCAUGUCUGUAAAGGCUGUUAAAUAUUUGUAUAAAUACAUAUACAAAGGGCAUGAUUGUGCGAAUGUUUUGAUAAAUGAACAGGUUAAUCACGAUGAAAUAAACAAUUUCUUAGAUUGUCGUUAUGUUAGUGCACCUGAGGCACUGUGGCGAAUAUUUGAUUAA
Hydra vulgaris (swiftwater hydra) is the source of this 792-nucleotide messenger RNA. Lineage: Eukaryota; Metazoa; Cnidaria; Hydrozoa; Anthoathecata; Hydridae. The record is from RefSeq and is a predicted model, not a curated record.